ACACGGUCGACCCUCGGCCGCGCAGGCGAGCCGCCGCACGCACCGCCCGGCAAAAUGGGAAAUGAGGCAAGUUACCCUUUGGAGAUGUGCUCGCACUUUGAUGCGGAUGAAAUUAAAAGGCUAGGGAAGAGAUUUAAGAAGCUUGAUUUGGACAAUUCUGGUUCGUUGAGUGUGGAAGAGUUCAUGUCUCUGCCCGAGUUACAACAGAAUCCUUUAGUUCAGCGAGUGAUAGACAUAUUCGACACAGAUGGGAACGGAGAAGUCGACUUUAAAGAAUUCAUUGAGGGAGUGUCCCAGUUCAGUGUCAAAGGCGAUAAGGAUCAGAAGCUGAGGUUCGCUUUCCGCAUCUACGGCAUGGAUAAAGAUGGCUACAUUUCCAACGGGGAGCUCUUCCAGGUGUUGAAGAUGAUGGUGGGGAACAAUCUGAAAGAUACACAGUUACAGCAAAUUGUAGACAAAACCAUAAUAAAUGCAGAUAAAGAUGGGGAUGGAAGAAUAUCGUUUGAAGAAUUUUGUGCUGUUGUAGGUGGCCUAGAUAUCCACAAAAAGAUGGUGGUAGAUGUGUGACUCUUUGAAGAGUUUUACCCAACACUUUUGCUUUCUUCUCCAUCUCUGAAGAUCUGCUCAAGACGUCCAGCAAUGCUCUCUGUGUAUUUAAUGGAAGUAUUUUUCUCUGUGAAGCCACAUUUUCCAACAUGAGCCUCAUGAAGCCAACUAAGUGUUAUUGAACUCUUACUCUCUCAAUAACUCUGUGUAGCACUUUACAGUCUGAAGGAUAGCAGCAUGACAAGAGCAUCCAUCACUGGUGGAGAAAGGGAAGGGGUUGGCUUUUUAAUUUAUUUUUCUUCAUCUUUUAUAACAAAGUAUCUAUAUAUACAUAUGUAAAUAUUUAUAUAUAGAUAUAUGUAGCUUUCUAUAUCGUUAGUAAGUUGGCUUUAAUUUAAUAUACUUGAUUCAGAAACAAACAAAAUGUUAGAGUACAAAAGUGCCAAGCAGAAACAUAAACCAUCCUUUUACUUCACACAGUUUCUAUGUAGAUAGAAGAUUAUACAAUUUGAACUGGGUAUUUAGCCAGCUAUUGUCUUUUUCCCGUGCUUUCUCCGUUGAGGGAUUGACAAAGCAAACUAAUGUUCUGUUACCUACCUUAACUACAUUUGUGUGCUCAGAGUCUGUAGCGUUAUUUAUACAUGGAUCACUUGCAGGGACAGUGUCUUACUGCUGAGCAGCUUGCUCGCCCCGUCUGCUUGGAGAGCCCAGUUCGGUGCCGCUGCAAGCAAGCUCUUGCGUUCAGACGGCAUCUGCAUCACUUCUCGGCCUUUUGGCUGAGAUCAAAUGUAGAUGGUGUCCGCACAUACUUUGUAGCAAGGAGCCGUUACUUGACUAGAUGUCCCUGAGCACAUGUAAUACUCCACUUGUGAUUUUAUAUAUUAAGGCCAGAAGCUAUCUGAGAUAGUGAUAAUUUUUUCAUGUAUUAAUGAACCCAAAGUAAUCAUGUAAUGGCUUAAAAAAAUAUGUUUCAUUAUACAUGGGCAAAUAUUUUGCUACUAAACUGUUUGUGAACAUGAAUCCCUCUGUGUUUUAAAA
Jaculus jaculus (lesser Egyptian jerboa) is the source of this 1584-nucleotide messenger RNA. Its product is annotated as calcineurin subunit B type 1-like. NCBI's taxonomy places the organism in Eukaryota, Metazoa, Chordata, Mammalia, Rodentia, Dipodidae. Gene Ontology annotation, molecular function: calcium ion binding; calcium-dependent protein serine/threonine phosphatase regulator activity. The record is from RefSeq and is a predicted model, not a curated record. The coding region runs from base 55 to 567 and encodes 170 amino acids. The transcript has a single exon.